Adineta ricciae is the source of this 609-nucleotide messenger RNA. Lineage: Eukaryota; Metazoa; Rotifera; Eurotatoria; Adinetida; Adinetidae. The record is from the annotation of a GenBank genome assembly.
AUGUUCCAAAAUGUACCUGAAAAAUUUCGUCAGAAUCAUCGCUCAUACGCUUGUAUAUCGAAAUCAAUUUUACCCACCAGUUUAUUGCAAUUAUUUAUGCAAAAUACCAAAGAGAGAAAAGAAAUGCCAUCGAUCAGUGAAAAACCUCGCAUUGUUUACAUUCAUUCGAAUUUUGACAUUCAACAAUAUUCAACUCAAUAUGAACUACAGAGCGAACGCAAAUGUUUGUUCUUUCUCAAUAUAAUCAACCCGUUCAAAGAUGAAUUCAGUACAACCAACGAACACUUGCAUCAAACUAUAGUGAAAAUCUUAUUGAAACAUCUAAAAGCAGAGAUACGUUCACAAUAUAACUGUUGGCCAAUGUAUAAUAUUCCUUCAUCGUCACUAUCAUUGAAAUAUCUUUACACAACAAAUGAAACUAAUAAACAUAUUUACCCAUCAGAUAUUAUUUGCAAAGAAUAUUGUCAUCUUCAUGGUAUUUGCUGGCAGUCAAUUAAAAGCGAUAAGUCUUUGUAUGAUAAAAUGCGCGAGUAUUUGAACAACUUUCGUCUGGAAAUCAUCGAUGCCCUCAAUGAAACAAAAACUCGCACAUCAAUUGACGAACAAUAG